UUUAACUCUCUUCAACCCACUGAAACUAUUGACAAAAUGGAGCUAUUUUAUCUUCGCCUUUUCCAAGUCCUCGGAUUUGUCCCCGUUUCACUGGAAACUUUCACUAAUAGUAAAACCAUAACAACUUCUUACCCUCGUCUUAAAAAACUAUUCGCCUUCGCCAGAAUAAAAUACUUUCCAACCUUGUUUUUCACCUGCUUUUCACUUCUCCUCUUCGCUACUUUCAUCCAUAACAUUUCAUCAUGUUCAACUACUGAAAUCCUAAAUAUCUUGAAAUCUCGGGGCACGUAUUUUUUCGUUCUCUUCAUCAAAUCCGUGUCUCACAUGUGUUGCGCUACUUUCAUCAAGAUGGACAUGGCACUCGAAAGAAAUAAGCUUUUCAAUUUUUACAAAGACUUCUGUCUACUUCUGAGCAAAUUGGGUUCAUCAAAAAAAACUAAAAAUCGGUAUUAUUUCCGGUUUAAGAUAGAGUUUGCCACUUUCCUCGCAAUAAUUACGUACUGGAGUGUGGAAAUGUACUUUACCGUGUCAAGAAUUUCUCCAUCUCGGGAAGUUAUUUUUCUCCGAGUGGGCCCAGUCGUGCUGGGAUACUAUCAUUCCGCCUUCGCUUUUCUCCAGGUGUUCUUGCUUAUCUGGUAUUUAGAAAUUUUGAAAAGAAUAAGGGCCAUGGUAAAGAACCAACUUAAAACUACAAACCCAAUGCCAGAAUUCCAUCGUCCUGGUGACGAUAUCAGCUCGGACAAGAAGAGGCCCCAAUUGCAAAGAUACUUUAGAGAUAAUGACCCUGAAUUGAAUUCAUUAUCAAGAAAAUGGGAUUACAACGAAAUAAUUGAUGUCUAUAAUAGUGUGAGGGAGCAGGUUGUAGAAUUUGGGAGAUUGUUUGGUACCUGGGUUGCCUUGGAUAUUGGUCAUAGCGUGCUGCGAAUUAUAUUUUCUGGGUAUUUCAUCGCCUCAAUUAUGUCUCGAAAGCAGCCCAUGUUUUCGCAAAUUGUGCAAAACUUUCUGACCAUGGUUGUUUAUUCGUACCUGCUCUACAUGGUGGCCAGACGAGGGUCAGAGUUGGAAUCAGAAAGUCGGGAUAUGUUAAUGGAGUUGGGAAAGUUGGAUAAUUUGAAGAAUUUGAACAACUGCAAGACUUGCAGAUUACAAAACAUGGAGGCAAUUCAGAUCAAGACGAAAUUCAUGACCCUAAAUUUAGGAAUCAUCACACCCAUUUUGCCUACAAUUACAACAAAUUUACUGGUACUCAUACAAUUCCACAGUACCGACAAAGGUAAUUGUUCUACUGCAACAAAGUCAACUUGAUGAACAGAUUGGAACAUGGCCAACCUUGCUUCAAAAUUUAAAAUUUAAAUGGAUGCAUUUAUUAAAAUGGAAGGCUUCAAUAUGUAUAUGUAUAAUUUUAGUUGUUUCACUAUGAUGCAGAAUAUUAUUGCAUAUUUAUGCAAUUAUGCCCUUCUAAAAAAUUGCUAUUAA
This is a messenger RNA of Folsomia candida, 1476 nucleotides long. RefSeq lists its product as uncharacterized. The transcript is spliced from 3 exons. Gene Ontology annotation, cellular component: membrane. NCBI's taxonomy places the organism in Eukaryota, Metazoa, Arthropoda, Collembola, Entomobryomorpha, Isotomidae. The record is from RefSeq and is a predicted model, not a curated record. The coding region runs from base 37 to 1305 and encodes 422 amino acids. Gene Ontology annotation, biological process: sensory perception of taste.